UUUAUUUUAGAUUAGCAUUUCUGCAUAUCACUUUCUUAAAAAUAUAUAUUUGUUUUGGAAAGGACUAAGUAAGGAAAGCCUGGAUCAGGACUUAAACCACUUCUUCCAUUUCAGGGAUAGCAUCUAGGUUGCGCUUAUGUAACCGUGUUUGUUCCAUACCUGUUAGCAGGCAGGCAGGCAGGUGUGACUGAAUAUGGAAGGUGAAAGUGAUGCAAGUAGCUGCAUGAGGAAAUUUUCUUCUGCUGAGCAUUAUUCCAUAGUUCUUGUAAUAGACAGUCAUAUUCCCAUCUCAGACUUCAAUACUGGUGCUAAGACUCAGGAUUUUGGAGCACACUUCUAACAAAGUUGUCAGGAUCUGAAAAAGAAACUUGUGUUUUGGUGUAGAUUAUUCCAGAAUGUCUGUUGCAAUGUCAUUUGAAGCAGCUUGUACUAGUUACUGAUGCUGAUGGACAGCUGGCCUGACUGUGUUGCAGACUCCUGAGUUCCUGUUUUUGUAAUUUAAAUAUAAAACUUAACAUUGAGACAUAAUUUCAGUGGAUUACUUUAUAGGAAAAUAAUUUCUACAAACAAAAAUAGAAAUAAUUUCUGCACUUAAUUGUCUCAGUUUUCUGUUAGCCAAUUUCUCAAUUACCGUCUUUAAGAGAAGCAGAAGUCUUUCUAGUCUUUCUUAGUCUUACAAGAUACUGCCUACCCUCAGGAAGCAGCAGAAAGUUAUGACAAUUCCUCAAUGGAAAAGGUGUUUAAAACUGCCCACGGCACUAUGGAAGCACUCAGACAAAAUAGUCAGCUACUGACAUCCUUGAAGAAUUGUUGGGCAAAGUGACGGAAAUGAAGAGCUUCAACCAUCGCUUCAGUAUGGCAGCAGCUGAAUCUGACAAAGACUCUGGAUAUUCAGAUGGAAGUUCAGAGUGUCCAAGUGCUAUGGAGCAGACGGACUCCGAGGAUGUGCUGAAUGCGCUGUGUUGGAAUGCAGAGGAUGGACCUUGGCAAUGCCCGAGGACCACAAGCAGCUCCUUUCCUGCGCUGUCUCCUAUGGUUGUUAUGAAAAAUGUGUUGGUUAAACAGGGGAGUUCAUCACAGCUCCAGUCUUGGACUGUGCAGCCAUCCUUUGAAGUGAUUCCAGCUCAGCCACAGCUAGUGUUUCUACGUCCAUCAAUCCCACCUCCCAUUAAUCCUCACCCUGUUGGGAAAAAGAGAAAUGACUCCACUAAUUACCUGCCCAUCCUGAAUUCUUUUCCCAAAAUAGCACCACAUCCCUGCAAAAGAGAUCACUCCUUUGAUCUAGAAGAAUGUCAGGAAACCACUUGCCAUAAACGACUCUGCACAGAAGCACCCAAGAUGGAGACUUCUCCUGUACUGAUGAGUACAGGCUUGCCUACUAGUCCUUUUUCCCACCUACCAGUUAGCUUUAAGACCCCUCAGGAUUCUAACCAGCAAAGUUCUUCAGCACUAGUGACAAGUGGAAAACUGUCAGCUCUUCCUGGUUUUCAUCAUGUUUCCAGUGAUGCUCAGAAAGUGCCAGGUUUGACUCCCCUUUUGCCUUUUGGAACUCUGCAGGCAACAAAGUGCACCCUUCAUGAGAGCGAGAGUGCAUCACAGACUACAAUGCCUUCUGGAGCGUGGAGCCCUCCAUUGAUACCAGAAGAGAUUUGCACUGCCCCUGAGCUGCUCUUGCAACAGCAAAGCAAGUGCAGACGCUUUCAGAAUACGCUUGUUGUGCUACGCAGGUCGGGAUUGCUGGAGAUCACUUUAAAAACCAAGGAGCUCAUUCAUCAGAACCAGGUGACGCAGGCUGAGCUGGACCGGCUGAAGCACCAAACACAGCUUUUUAUAGAGGCAAUAAAGAACAAUGCUCCACAGUCAUGGGCAGAGCUAGAAGCAUCUCUAACAGGAUCUGAUAAAGCUGAUAGCAACCUUGAAGACCCCACUUAUCCCAACAUGUAGUAAAAAUAUGCAUAGGUGUUGGUCAAGUUAUUUCUGUGCCUCCUUUUUCCUGUCUUAAACUUCUAUUUUGAGCAUUUUUUGAGUCCAAGAUUUGCAAAGUUGCAUUGCCAUUAAUGGUUUGUCUUCAGAGCCAACUGUGGGGCUGGAAUAGCAUGGUAGGUUCUAGACAGAAUGGGUACUUAGUACUGCAGUGUGACCUUGAAUUUUGUGCUAACUCUGUGUAAUUCCUUGGACUGAAGAAGUUUGUAUGUGCUCUUCUGGUCUGUUCCCAUUCUUGAAGUGAAGAUAGUAAUUUGCAGCAUUCUGCAAGCAUUCCCAUCUUCAGAUGGUUGUUUCUGAGAGGGCAGCAGCAGAACAGGUGCCACUGUUGGGCCAUCACCAGUUUCAGGUAGAUGAAGGGAGUUGGUGUGUGGUGAAGUCCUUCUCCAUGCCGUUCCUUCUUUUUUUAUGUAGAGUAAUCUGAUGAAUGUAGUAAGGGUGGGAGGUGUGUCAGCUUAGAUAAACUUGCUAAAAAUUUUAUCUACCUAAGUUUGAACUUCAAAAAACAAACUCUAAAACAUUUUUUUUUCUCCAUAUAGACUGACAGCAUUCCUAGGCUGCUUGCCUUGAGAUAUUGCUAACACCACAGUAUGCAUAAGAUAUUGACCUUGCUAGUGGAGAGCCACAGUAGUUAUGUUACAAAAACUGAUUUACAGACAUUUAUUUCAUUGCAGUUUUCUAGACACUUAACUGCAUCACUCCCUGCAAUCUGAAGGGAUUUUUUCCAGAGGCAGUUUGUGUAGAAAAUUGAGAGCAGCUUUGUCUAAGAACAUUAAGGAAUCUGAAUCCUCUGUGAUAUGUUCCUUUCUGUGUGACAAUGUUUUCAAAAACUCGUGCAAUCUAGGUGACUAGGUAUUUGAUUCUUUCUAUCAUCUGUUUCAGUUUGUAAAAAAAAAAGAAACUUGAAAGUAGACUGGAUGUCUUGCUAAUUUGUGACGAGACAGUCACGCAGACUUUACAUUUUCUGAUGCCUCUAGGAAUCAGUAUUGCAGAAGACUGUAGAGAAUACUUUUACAGUCCUUCCUGAAAUAGGUGGAUUAGAGAAAUUGUAAGGGACUUCUCUCUCGUAAGGGAUUUCACCCUUUUUACAUUGGUGAAAAGAUGCUUUACAUGUCUUAAAAGUUGAGGCAUGUGAGUCUUGUUUGUAAAACCAUGGGCCUGGAAAGAAACGUUGUGGCAGGGUUUGCUCUAGUGGAGCUGUAGCAAACUAGUAGCCAUGCCUUUCAUGGGAUCCUGCCUACCUGCUGAAGACUGGUACAGUAUGUGGGAAUUGUUUAGAAGUGUUGGUAGACUCUGUUCUGACAUUUAGUUGUUUUAAUAUACCUGAUAUAGUUGUGAUACUACCAUGUCUCAUAACUCGCAGCCUGGUGAUAUUGGAACUCAGCCAGCAAACUCAGGAGGAUAUUUUCCCUACUUUUCCUAAAGUUCUUAUUCUACCUAUUAAAUAGGAGAAUUUGAAGUUCAGAAUAUGUAUUUUUAGGAUGCAAUUGUCCUAGAAAACAAGAUGAUAGGCUCAGGGUACCUAGAGAUGAAAGGGAGGCAGAAAAAAUGAAGUCCAAUUGUAGCUGUUUGAGACAAGGAAAAAUGAGUCUCCCAGUGACUUUCUCCAUUCUAUUUCCACUGCUCUAAUAGAGUAUAAAGGAAUGAAAAACUUGUUUUGCAGGGCAGUACCCUCUGACUGAAGGAGGCUUAGCUGGUGCAAAUCUCUCGUAGUCCUUAUAGUACCACAUGUACUUUUUCCCUGACAGUAUGGAGGGUGGGCUGAAGUGGGUGUGCUUACAGCUAAUGGGCCUUUCAGCUGGUGUAAUUUGUAUAAAUACAUGUUCAAUAAAUCUGUGAAUAAAGUCCAGCAGCUGGUUAGAAAUCUCCUACUGGGCAUCAGUCCAGACUUAAAUACUAUUUACUGAACUAGAAAAAUCCACUCUGGAACUCAUACUUAAAUCUGGGGCUCUUUAGGAAACAUAUCCCUAGAUAAUGGGAAACCUUAACAUCUAUUAAAAAAAGGAUGUUGAAGGUCUCUGGUGAUAAAUAUGUCAUCAGGUACCAUUCUGUUCAGUUUUCUUAGUUGCCUAUUUUUCUGGGAGCCCUGAUAAAGCUUUAAAACAAUAAGGGUUUUCCUUUCUUGGCUGCAGUGUAAUAAAAUAGGUUAGCUUGGAAAUGCAUUUGGAAAAUUAGUUGACUACAUCAAGACGAGGAUAAGUCCAGAUUCUGGGCAGGAUCUGAAAGUGGUCCAGUGGAUUUGAACAGAAAUGUUAGCCUCCAAAUUGAGCAGUGAGCUUACAGGUUUGGUUGAUUGUUUUUUGUUUUAAUCUUUGAAACAGCAAGACUUGGUAUUAAGAAGUUAGCUGAAGACAGCUGCCUUUAUCUAAUCAGAUGGCCUGCUGCAGCUUCAGCUGUUGCUGACAACUUACAAGUGCGGUAGCUUGAUGGGUCAGACAGACUGGUUUUUGUAUUAAGUUUUAAUAAAUGUUGGUAUUUUUGAUUACUUUUACUAUGUCUUUUUGAAAUUCUACUGUUCUAGUUGGAAUGUAAAUAUUUUCUGUACUUUCAAAGCCCGUUGCUAGCUCUGAAUACAGUAGCCUAACACCUCUGUUAUAGAACAUGACCUUUUUGCUAAAACUUUACAGAAAUUGACUGUGAAAUAUGAAUGAAAUAAAGUAUAUACUUGGAAAGUU
Messenger RNA from Parus major (Great Tit), 4658 nucleotides. RefSeq names its product CLOCK interacting pacemaker (gene CIPC). Lineage: Eukaryota; Metazoa; Chordata; Aves; Passeriformes; Paridae. The coding region runs from base 829 to 1944 and encodes 371 amino acids. Gene Ontology annotation, biological process: negative regulation of DNA-templated transcription; negative regulation of circadian rhythm. Gene Ontology annotation, cellular component: nucleus. The record is from RefSeq and is a predicted model, not a curated record. The transcript has 4 exons.